AGUUCUCGUUGAUGUUAGAACGGUGCUGGACGUGCUCUCAAAUCUGCAUUCCCGCGGAACUUCCUGAAACUCUUUGCGCGCGAUUUUCCUAUUCUUCACCUGUGUGAGUGAUCAACUUUGAAAUAAAUCCCGAACUUUUUCUUUUCAUUAAUUUUUUUUAUGAAAAAAAGUAUAUAUACACAUAGUAAUAUAUACCAAUGUUUUAUUUUAUCAUUCAUCUCGCAUUUCAGGCAGAUUAAUAUACCAAAGUCUUUGUUUUAUUCGCAUGAACUCGUGUUUGGACAGUGAAUACCUCUCUGAAAAGGAAAAACAAAAUUGUCUUAUCAAUUCUGAGCUUCGUCUCAUAUGAGAACAUUUUUUUUUUAUCUAUGGUGAGCUUUUAUCUGUGGCUGUGACAGAAACAUGGUAAAAUUUCAGUUGGCUCAAUCAACUCGAGGUGAAUAAUUGAAAAGUUCGGUGCAUUUGCAAAUGAGUGACAUUUUUCCUCUCUGCAUUUUUCCAAAUUGCAAUUUCGUUGGAAAUUUGAACGAAACGUGGGGGAUGAUAUAAUUGAUGUCGACACUGAAGAAAAAUAUCAACAUUAUACGAUAGAGUGAUUUUCAACGUUUCUUUUCGCCUGUGCGACACUCGGAGAAGUUUAUUUUUCUUUCUCGUGCAACCAUGAAAAUGAAUCAAUUGCAUACAGUGCGGAAUCUUCUGGCAGUUGCUAUCGUCAGUUAUAUGGUAUCACACACUACUGUCACCGCAGCCAAAUGCAAUCUCAAUCCCUUCUACAAACCAAUUUGUGGUUCCGAUGGCAAGACCUACGGUAACAUUGACAUGCUCAAUUGUAUCAAUAUUCAUCGCCCAUUUCACAGGAGAAUUCAUGUUGUAAGAAAAGGAGAAUGUGCAGCCCUUCUGUGUCCAAGCUAUGAAGAUCUACAAGGGCCAUGGACCAGCGAUACGAUUGUAUGUGCCAACAAUGGCUACAGCUAUGGGCAUCCACAUCAAGUACGCUGUCUCAAGGCAUUUAUACCAACUAUAAAUAUUGCCCACGAGGGCGGAUGUACAAUUCGUGAGGUGAGAAAAUCACUCAACCGACACUUCCGCAAGAAAGCAUGCUCGACGCCAAGGCGACAAUUUGAGAAGAAUAUCGUUUGUGGGCACAACAAUAAAACUUAUGUCAACCCCUUCGAAGCACUUUGCUCCAAUCCCAGAAUUCAUGAGAAAUUGGGCGGUAAGUGCUUCUGUCCCUUCCAAGUGAGUUGUGAUUUUGCCACACGUCUCAAUCGUUCCUUCUACAAUUCUACAAGAGCUGAGAAGGAGCGAUACAUUGUCUGUGGCAGUGACCGAAGAACGUAUCGUUCACAUUUUCACCUCGAGUGCUCUCGUCGUCUGAAUCGAUAUCUGUAUCGAGUGAACAAUGGACCAUGCAAAAAGGAUAAAGACGCUUGUCCUCAAUGGUUGAAAUUUAUUAAAACACCUACACCUGUUUGUGGAUCCGAUAAACGAUCUUAUGUUUCAUAUGAAGCCCUUUUGUGUGCCUCUUCACGACUUCGAAGAAACAUAUUUUAUGUUCAUUCCGGGAAUUGCAUAGAGUAAAGCUCCUGUGAAUUAGUUGAAAAGCUUCGAAAGCUCAUUCAAAGUUUCUGUGUGUAUUAAAAUUUAACGUCUUUUUUUUCGAUUGUACAAAUUGAAUUGGUUAAUGUAGUUCAAGUUUGACGACUUCACUAUAUAAUGGUGGCGAAAGAUACAUUAUUGAUGAUUCAAUAUUAAUCUUUCCUGCUUCUGGUGGACAAAAAGAUCGAAAUCUGUGAUAAAUUGGAAUUUCUUGUAAAAAUAUAUCUCGUGGAAUAAAUGUGGUGUUAUAAUAAAUUUAGUUGACUGUGGA
Lutzomyia longipalpis is the source of this 1870-nucleotide messenger RNA. RefSeq names its product serine protease inhibitor dipetalogastin-like. Gene Ontology annotation, molecular function: protein binding; serine-type endopeptidase inhibitor activity. Bases 661 to 1581 code for a protein of 306 amino acids. NCBI's taxonomy places the organism in Eukaryota, Metazoa, Arthropoda, Insecta, Diptera, Psychodidae. The transcript is spliced from 8 exons. The record is from RefSeq and is a predicted model, not a curated record.